AUGGAACACAGUACAGAUUAUAUCUGGAGGGCCUAUGAGGAUCGUACCCUCACUGAGCUUAUACAGGUUAAUCCUGAACCUGAUACGGAACCAGCGAGCGAGUAUGUCGAUGAGUUUGAAGACUGGCAAGAAUUCCAAGCAGCAAUUCCUGACCCGGAUGAGCCAAGUCAUAUUCCAACACCAUUAACCUUUCAUCCAACCCACCCAAUAUCAGCUACUGUUAUUGAGCAUGUGCCUCUACUUCCAGAGUAUCCAGAAACUCAUGAGGAAGGGUUUGCCUAUAUCGUGAAUAUUGACAAAUCUAGACCGGAUAAGCUACGAGCUGUGAUGAAAUCUACACAGCUAUAUAACGCAACUAAAAGGAAGUUCCUUCGGGGUGUCGCUUGCGUUGUUCAUCCUCAGGGUCAGGGUAAAAUCCAGAGCCAUGGCGCUUGUAACGUUAUGUUCCAGACCUUUAUCCCGCUUCUUCCUGAGAGAUACCCAUAUGCAAUCUUCUACUCUCGUGGAACGCAUUCCCAUCCACCACCACCACCUACAAAAGCUCCAUGGAUAAUCGCUAGCGAGGUCCUAGAUCUGAUUUGCAAAAAUCUAGACCCAAACCUUAAGUUAAGCACAUUCCUACGCAGUCCUGCGCUUCGUGAAUUCUGCCAGCAACAUAAAUGCAAAACGCUAUCACAGAUCCACUCUAGCUUUGCUAAGAUCGAUAAGGUUGCGGCAUUACUUUGGAAACAACGAGCGCUAAGCUACCCAUACGGCAAAGGGAUAGCUGGCCUACGCCAUCAACUAGAUGUCAAACCUGAUCUAAAGGAAUUUGUUCAAGAGAUCUACGAAACUUCAGAAGGGACUUUUGUCUUCUGUGCUUUCGCGAAACAGCUCCAAUUUCUAGCAACGCGUGAUGCUAUCGAGGUUGAUAUGUCUUAUAAGCGGGUAAAAGGAGACAUCAACGAGGUGAUAUUUGCUACAAUGCUUACAGACCAUGGUAAAAUUCUGGAGCACGAUCCAAACCUCAAAUACUGGGUUCGACACAAGAGACACCCAGUAAUUGCAGCAGGGCUAUGUAAAGCAUGCUCAGGUGUUAGCCCUGAAUUCUUCUCUAGAUUCCGGCCUCAUACGAAUGCAGUUGAGCAAAGCCAUAAUAAGUCCUAUGCACUAGGAACUUACGAUUCAUUAUUAGGUGCUGUGACAAAGUCAUUAUACCUCGAUCAACAGGAUCUUGAUCAAUUAGAGAAUCGAGAUACUUUCGGUAUUCAUCACCGUUAUCAAGCUGAUGACAUUGAGGCCCGCUUUGGAAGGAAUCUCCAGCGCGAAGCUAGAAAAAGAGAGAAAGCAGAACAGAAAGCCGCUUAUUACAGAGACGCACGAAUUCAGUUUGAUAUUGACGAUCAAAUCCUCCUCGAAGCCUCAUCUUCUGGCUUCGUAUUUGAUAUUGAACGUCGGUCAAGGUCAGCUACACCACGGCCAAGAUCGAGAUCAGCCACCCCACGGCGAUCAAGCUCUAGAGGGGUUACACGUAGCCAGUCUCGUGCAUCCACAAGUUCCAGUCUUCGUCGUACAGCAGCGAUUAACUCGCAAAAUCGUGAUCAUUUAAGCGACCUUCGAGAGCUCGAAAUUCAGCAAAAGCGCCAGGAGAUAGAGGAUGCUCGAGAAGAAAGACAAAUAAAGCGCCAGCAGUUAGAGCUUGAGACUAAAGAACAAGAACUAAGGGUUGCGAAGAUGGAACUAGAAAGGCAGCUCGUUGCGGCGCAACUAGAGCAGAUAAAGAGAGGGAACUAG
This is a messenger RNA of Penicillium cinerascens, 1773 nucleotides long. RefSeq lists its product as uncharacterized. The coding region runs from base 1 to 1773 and encodes 590 amino acids. The transcript has 11 exons. Lineage: Eukaryota; Fungi; Ascomycota; Eurotiomycetes; Eurotiales; Aspergillaceae. The record is from RefSeq and is a predicted model, not a curated record.